Xenopus laevis (African clawed frog) is the source of this 538-nucleotide messenger RNA. RefSeq lists its product as uncharacterized. NCBI's taxonomy places the organism in Eukaryota, Metazoa, Chordata, Amphibia, Anura, Pipidae. The record is from RefSeq and is marked provisional.
GAAGUUGCCUGUCUGCGAACGUCAAUAUGGUUCGGCACGUGGAGACUUUGGAAGAGUUCCAAAAUGUAUUGCAAGAAGCCAAGGAAAAACUUGUAGUCGUUGAUUUCACAGCAACAUGGUGUGGUCCAUGCAAAAUGAUUGCCCCUGUCUUUGAGAAACUGAGUGUAGAAAAUCCAGAUGUUGUUUUCCUGAAAGUGGAUGUUGAUGAUGCACAAGAUGUUGCUGCCCACUGUGAGGUCAAAUGCAUGCCAACCUUUCAUUUCUAUAAAAAUGGACUAAAGGUAUUUGAAUUCAGCGGAGCCAACGAAUCUAGUCUUGUUCAGAAAGUGGCAGAGCUGAAAUAAAAAAGAUAUUCAACUACUGUAUAUCAAUUGCUAAACUUAUUGAAGUUAAGUUUCCAUUUAAUUUUAUGUGUAUAAUAUCCUUACUGAAUCGUCAACAGAUCAGUAACUCUAAUCGCUUCGAUGUCUGAAACAAAAAUCAUCAUGCUAUAUAAGAACAACUAAUGAAAGAUUUUAUUAAAAGGAUUUUUUUCUCU